Messenger RNA from Platichthys flesus (European flounder), 1292 nucleotides. RefSeq lists its product as uncharacterized. Gene Ontology annotation, cellular component: mitochondrion. NCBI's taxonomy places the organism in Eukaryota, Metazoa, Chordata, Actinopteri, Pleuronectiformes, Pleuronectidae. The transcript has 2 exons. Gene Ontology annotation, biological process: regulation of autophagy. The record is from RefSeq and is a predicted model, not a curated record. The coding region runs from base 221 to 964 and encodes 247 amino acids.
GAGGAGGGAUGAGAGGAGACGUUAGACCUGCAUUGUGCCACUGCCUCUGGUCAGAGACAGCUGGAGAUUCGGAGAAGCAGCAUCACCGGCCGGAGACACAGCAUCUUGAAUUGAAAACACACAUCCAGCUGCAGAGGGAAAAUCCUGCAGACGGAAAGCUGCGAUUGCAAGAGAGGAGAGAAGAAGAGAGGACUCGACCAAAGACUGUUCGCAAGCAGCUAUGCGGCCGCGGUCCAGACUUCUGUCCAAGAGACGACUGGUGCUGCCCACCAUCAGGGAAGGCACCGAGGAGACGGUGAGGGACCGGAACGAGGCCAACACGCUUCACAUCACCUCUGUCUCCUCUGAGGACUACCUGCUCUCCAUCUGCCACCUGGCCCACCCCACCUUCCCCAGCAGGCAGUGUGAGGCCGGUCCCCAGAGGCUGAGGCGGAGGCAAAGCGGGAAACCAUCCGCCAGAUAUGAGUCGAACCCCGGAGAGUUGGAGGCACAAGCCAUCCAUGUCGAGCAGAGGGAGGAGAACGAACUGAUGUUUGGCCACUCCGACCCUCUGGAGUUUCUUUACGGACACCAGAGCCACCUCUCGGGCGGCGUGAGGAGGGCGUGUGAGGAGGGAGGCUUCUCCAGACAGCAAGGGAGGGCGUGGGGGUGCCAGGCCCGCUCCAGGGCGCACAGCAUCCCGCGGGCCUCGAGUCCGGUCCCCCCGCGCCAACGCAAGAGCAGCUGCCCCGAUUUGCACACCAGCACUGACACAUCAGCUCCGGACAUCCCCACGAGACACAGCCCGCCCAGGUCGGACUCGGAGGGCCAGAGAGGGGCCCCGGCCGGGAGAGGAGCCGGGGCCGAGAGGCAGAGACCCGCCGCCAAACAAUCCCUGAUCUCGCAGUGGAUCUCCGACUGCAGGUCCGCGUGGCGAGAGGCGCGCGUGCGGGUCUGCAUGCUCCCUGCCAUCGCUGAGAUGUAGUGGCACGAGCUGACAGGCGCUGUGAACGAAGACAUUCCUCAGUGCAGUGUCCAUGUCUCUCUCUCUAUGUCUGUGCACGAGACAUUCUGCACCGGGAGACAUGUAGACGUGUGUUAUGCAGAUGAAUGGGAAACAAGUAAAUACACAUUUGAAAACAUACAGUUUGUCCCACUGUCAUGUCUAAUCGAUGUCACCCUUUGCUUUCCACAACCCGCUCACUCUCGAUGUUUGCUGGUGAUCACACAAAACAAACAAAUCUGCAAAGUCCUUUUAUACGUGUCUGUGUUUUGUGAACCGCGUAUAAAUAAAUAAACGAAUAUUUUAAUAC